AUGCAGAUUUACAAAGUGGCUGCAGCUAAACAAACCCAAAAGCAGCUCCAGCUCAAAACCCUCACAUUCCAGCACCCUGUUGACCAAUUGACGAGGUCCGAGCUGAGGAUUCGUGCUUGUUACCACAAGUACUUGGAGGUUAGUAGUGAGACUUUGGGGUGGAUGAUGGCCAUUGAUGCUUCGUUUUUCCUCGAAAUCCUCCAAGUCUAUGAGGUCCAAGAAGGCCCAAGAGUUUCUUCAAGGAUGGCGCAUUUGGUUGACCAUGCAGGAAGGAAGUCAGCGCAUCAUGCAAUCCUUAGGGACUUGGUGAUGCUUGAGAACCAAAUCCCACGAUUUGUUUUGAAAAAAGUGUUGAAGUUUAAGCUCCCAGCGUUGGAAUGUGCCAAAGAUAAGCUUCUUUCCAUGUUUAUGGGAUUGUGCAAAGAGCUCUCCCCAUUCAAGAUGAAUGACGAAGACAUGCCAAAUAUGGGAGUGAAUAUCCAAUUCUCGAGUUGUUUUCACUUGCUGGACUUCUUGUACCGCUUGAUCACCCCCAAGUUAGUAGCCGAGCCAUCGGAAAUCACAAAAGCCGUGGGAUAUGAGGCCGCACAACAACAGAAGGGAAAAUCAUCAGUUAAUUCGAAUUUUGUCAAACAAUUUCUGAAGCAGAUAGAGGAGAUCACCAUCCCAUCAGUCUCCGAUCUCUCAAAAUCUGGUGUCAAGUUCUUGGCCGGCGGAAUUAGAAUUUCAGACAUCUCUUUCAAUGCUGAAACUAGCUCAUUUACCCUCCCGAUUACUAGCUUAGAUGGGAACACAGGGGUGAUCCUGAGAAACUUGGUGGCCUAUGAAGCAUCAAGUGUAUCGGGGCCAUUGGUUUUCACUCGCUACACCGAGUUGAUGAACGGGAUCAUAGACACCGAGGAGGAUGUCAAGUUGCUUAGAGAGAAGCGUAUCAUUGUGAACCAUUUGAAGAGUGAUGAAGAAGUGGCAAAUCUGUCCAAUGGCAUGAGCAAGUCCAUUAGAUUGACCAAAGUGCCCUCCUUGGAUAAGGGAAUCAAGCCCCGUACAUUUGAAGAGCUGGCUACGCGAGCACACGACAUGGAGUUGAGUAUAGCUAGCCACAAAGGGAAGAAAGAGUCAAUUGUUGACCAAAGGAAAGACAAGGUCUUCGGAAGCAAGAUUGACAAGGGCCCGAAGAUAUCUUCAGAAGAAUCAAUGGCCGUCAACAUUGCCCCAGUCACCUCAGGUGGUGAUUCUUGGGGGCUUUUGAAGCCCAUAGGACAUAGAAGCAUUCUCCCAAGGUGGCUUGCAACGAUUCAACCUGUGGAGCUCGAAUUUGGAAGAUUUGGAAUCUAG
Rosa chinensis is the source of this 1335-nucleotide messenger RNA. Its product is annotated as putative UPF0481 protein At3g02645. The transcript has 3 exons. The record is from RefSeq and is a predicted model, not a curated record. Bases 1 to 1335 code for a protein of 444 amino acids. NCBI's taxonomy places the organism in Eukaryota, Viridiplantae, Streptophyta, Magnoliopsida, Rosales, Rosaceae.